AUGGCCAAGUCAAUGCAGUAUUUGUUCGAAAAGGCCGAAUUGGAAUGCCAUGGUUUGGGCCAGAUUGUGCUUCGUAUACAAGCGCGCUAUAUACGAUCUGCCAUAGCACCGGAAAUUGAGGCCUUCGAGAAUUCGUUCGACGAAAUCAUUCAGACAGCGGAGCUUUUCCUGACCGCCACGGAGAAGAUAUCUGAGUCUUCAGAUAUCGCGGACUCAUAUCCAGGAAAGGAGAUGGGAAUGGUCUAUGAUGAAGAUACCAAGUACCUUUGGGGUGCAAUUCUCCACAAGAACAAGGACGCCGAUCCUAGUGAAGUACCAACUCUGUCUACAGAUGAGGCUGACAUCAACGAAAUCAAGAAAUACUGGCAUAUUGAGCACUUCUACCACCCAAUAAGACACGUGCCAGGAACCACUUGGCACAAGUUUUUCGGAGGAAUUAGGCUGCCACGCCUCACUGCAGGAAACCCAUCUUUGUUCCUGAAGAAAGGAGCAAAAUCUUUUUUUGUGGUCAACUUCCCAGAGACCGUCACCUGGCUUGCCCAGGAACUUGGUUCAGAGUACGAGAUGUAUCGUGCCCUUUUCGAUCGGGCUACGGGAGAGGCUGGUCAAUACAGUCCUGCUAGGUUCAAGAAUCUGCGUGUUAACAAAAUUCAACAACGGUUCUCUUCCCUCUUUAGAGGCUGGAAAACGAUUGGGGACGAGAGGAUCGUCCUCUUCGAAGAGUUGGAUGGACUUACCUGGCCGGAACACGAAGGCCUCGGGUUUUCGAAAUUCGAGUUUAUGAGUGUUGAAAUGAACGACCCAGAUCUUACUGGCGUCGCAUUGACGACACAUGAGAUGCCUGAGAUCCCUAAUCUUCUGCACGCCUACCCGUACAUUUAUUAUUUCAAGCCUGCGUGUCAGAAGACUAAUCAAUAA
Thermochaetoides thermophila DSM 1495 is the source of this 918-nucleotide messenger RNA. RefSeq lists its product as uncharacterized. The transcript has 6 exons. The coding region runs from base 1 to 918 and encodes 305 amino acids. NCBI's taxonomy places the organism in Eukaryota, Fungi, Ascomycota, Sordariomycetes, Sordariales, Chaetomiaceae. The record is from RefSeq and is a predicted model, not a curated record.